Messenger RNA from Cajanus cajan (pigeon pea), 658 nucleotides. The record is from RefSeq and is a predicted model, not a curated record. Lineage: Eukaryota; Viridiplantae; Streptophyta; Magnoliopsida; Fabales; Fabaceae.
UGUUCUAUAUCUUAAUUUUGCCCAUUGUUCUGUUUUCUUCAAUGAAUCAUGCAGGUUUUGGAUGCAAAUCCUGCACAUGUGAAGGGUCUUUAUCGUCGUGGAAUGGCUUACAUGGCUGCUGGAGAUUUUGAAGAAGCAAGGGCAGAUUUCAAAAUGAUGAUGAAAGUUGACAAAUCAACAGAAUCAGAUGCAACUGCAGCUCUUCAAAAAUUGAAACAGAAGGAGCAGGAAGUCGAGAAGAAAGCUAGGAAACAAUUUAAAGGUCUAUUUGACAAGAAGCCUGGAGAAAUUGCAGAAGCUAAAGCUGAUGUAGAUGGAGAUCAGAUAACAAGAGAAACCCAGAUGGACAAUGAAGUACAUGAGGACUUAGAUGGAACAAAUUCAGAGGCGUCACAUGAAGCACCACCGGAGGCUCAACCAACUGGUUGGUUCUCUCUCUUUUGGCCUUCUGGCAGAAGAUUUUUUGAAUCUCUUGGGCUUAAUAGAUGUACCAUACUAUAAUUCAACUUAAAACGUGGUAGUUGGUCAUAAUACAGUUUCUAAAGAAGGCAUUCCAGGCCAUUUUAAUACACUGGCACUUAUAGAAUGGGUUCAAGUAUUUGUAACUUUUAUCUUACCAUAUGAUGUCUUCUGAAAGAUUUUUUUUUUACCAGCUUUA